GAUUUUCUUCUUCCCAAAGCAAAUUUAGGAUUUUCUGUUCCUGUGUUUGUUCAUGUUUUUACACUAAAACCAACAAAUGUUUCUCUCAUGUGUGAAUGAAAACCUUGUGAUGCUCAUGGUGGUAAAACUUUGUCAUUAAGAGUUACAUUUUCUUUUUCAGCAGCAGCUUUUCAAGAAAAAGUUAAAGUGAAUUUUCUGUGUGAACCAGAUAAAAUGUUGCAGUUAACCAUGAAAACCUCAGCUGACACUUGGAAAUCAAAGCUGAUGUUCAACAUCCCUCCACACACACUGAGCUUCAUUUAACUUAAAGACUUUUCAGUAGUUAACCACACAUGAAUGUUCAGUUUCAGGAAAGUUUUACAGAAAUUUCGCAGUCCAGUUCUUUAUGGACUGACUUUGUAAAUAGUCUACAAAGCUAAUGCCUUUUUUCUUUUCUUAAAAAGAGCCUUGAGAGUAUUUGUUUUAUAUUGUUGUGUGGGUGUGUUGUGUUGAUGCUUGAUGACUGAUGUUAUGCGCAAAAAUUAAAAUAGCAAACACAAACCAGUGUUGGGGUUUGCAAAGCUGCUGAAAGAAACACAAACAUUAUCACUGAAGCCUAACUUAAAACCCACCGGAUAAACCAAGCCAAGAUUACACAAACAAAAAGGUGAACAUAAACAGGUGUACUUAUCUAGAUAACAAACGUGCAGCAGUUCCAGUAAUCUCAGUCACUUUGAUGCAACACCAAACACUCUAAACUAGCCCAACACAAACUACCAUUAACAUCUAAAGUUUAAGCACAAAUGCUGAAUUUAUGACAGAACACAAACAAACCCAAAGAGCAGCCAAAAGAGCUGUAUAUUACACAAAGGCAAAACAAAACCAAACCGAGACUACAAAUGCUACUAAGGCUGAACACACAACCAGUUAGGUUUAACCCUGCUGAAACAUCUAAGUAGUCUACGUAUCAAAAUGCCACCACUAAGAACAGCAAACACACAGUCGAAUACACCACCACAAUUCUACAAAGCUGAGCUCAAAACCAUCUGUGCUAACCAGCUUCUCCCUCCAGAAUGAACACAGCAGCAGUCCUUUAUUUCUUGGUUGCUGGCAGGCUGCGAUGCGAUUGGCUGGGUGAUGAGCCAACCAGAGGGGAGGAGGCGAGGGUGCGUCUGGUCUAGCCACUUCUAACCGACAUCAGGGCCUGGCAUUUGCAUGCAUGACGAGCCUCAGGUGGCAACAAUGAGCGGCAUCUGUAACACUGUGUGUGCGAGUGUGUGUGCGUGUGUGUAUGUGUCUCAGGAAUACGUUUUCUUUCUGAACAUCUUAAAAGAAGGCAUAAAGAAAACCAGUCAUGGUCAUUAUGAAAUGCCACUCUCCUUUAAACAGAAGCCUCAGCUCCCUGACAAACAGGGAGGCUAUAAACAGAGUUACGUGAAGCUCAUGAUGGAUUUGAUUAAAAAGUGUGAAGCAGAGGAGGUCCAUAGGGAAAGUGGUACAUUCCCCACCAUGGAGUUUAUCACUCCAAAAAACCUGAUAAGCUCUGUGUAGUUUUUGAUUGUUCAGCUAAGUACAGGAGAACCAGCCUAAAUGACCACCUGUUAUAGGACCAAGUUUAACAAAACUUCUUCUAUGUGUACUCAUCAGGUUCCAACAACAUCCGGUUGCCUUGAUGUGACAUUGAGAGAAUGUUUCAUCAGGUCUUUGACUAUGAAUGUCAAAAGAGACAACUUAGGCUUUUUGUGGUGGAAGGAUCAAAGCCUGAGUGUGUUCACAUUGUUCAUGGUUCACUGCGAAGAUUUUGUUCAAUAAAUAUUGUGAAACAUCGACCAACCAUCAUUCAGCCAGGGAUGCUACACUUAUUAUUAUUAUUAUUAUUAUUAUUAUUAUUAUUAUUGUUUACGUCUUCUAUUUCACAACUGACAGUGCACAUACAUUUGUGCAAACCCACCCAUUUUUGUCCUAACUUGUGGUUAGUAAAAAAAAAAUGUACACAUUUGGGCUAGCACUAGGUCCGCAAACCAGACAUUGGAAAACCACUGAGGGGUGUGGACUGCUGGUGGGAAGUGGUUUUGGACACUGCUGAUGAAGCGCUGCGGCCUUUUAUUCUUCACGGAUAGGUUGCAAAAAAAUGGCUUUUUGAAUUGAAACAAAUGGUUUUUCGAGUGAACUGAAGCUCUGAGGUAUAGACGCUCAGCUUCAAAGUUUGAAAACGGAACCAAGUCGUCUUGCUCCUCUUUCUGCUCCGUUUGUGUCCGACUUGAGGGGGGGAGAAGAUGAUCUGCAGUAUGCUGCUGCUCCUCAUCCUCAUCUCAUCUGUCUGUGCAGCAACAUUUGUAGUGAAUGUGACACAGAGCUCCUAUCAGGCAGAGGAGAACCACAACAUCACUCUGGAGUGGACCUUCACCACCAAACCUGACAUCUCCUGGAGGUUCCUGUUUAUCUUCUGUGACCUGAUAACUGAUCACAGAGUCUUCACCCUGUAUCAUGUCCAUGAAGGAGUUGAGGUACCAGAGUCUCAGCAUGGACAGUUUGUAGGACGAGUCCAGAGUGAGAAAGACGUCCUCAGAGAAGGACGAAUCAGACUUCAUGUGUCCAGACUCAGAACUGAUGAUUCUGGUCUGUAUGUGUGUGAUGUGACGACAGAUUACGGCUUCAGCUCUGAAGAAUGUCAACUGAACGUUACCGCAGCUGCUGGUCAGGAUCAACUUCAGAGACCAACUGAGAAUCAACAACCAGUCAAUCGAGGAAGAAUUGGCAUCUUUGUUGCACUGGGACUGAUAGCAGCAGCAGCAGCAGCUCUGAUGAUCAAACUCAUCUCAAAUAUUUGUUUUAAUAAAUCUACUGAGAAGACGACAAACUUCAGAUCAGCUGUUUAACAGAAACCUGAAGGUCCAUGAUGCUGAUUUUCAUCCUGACAGACCUCUUAACCCUGUAUCAUGUCCAUGAAGGAGUUGAGGUACCAGAGUCUCAGGAUGGACAGUUUGAAGGACGAGUCCAGAGUGACAAAGACGUCCUCAGAGAAGGACGAAUCAGACUUCAUGUGUCCAGACUCAGAACUAAUGAUUCUGGUCUGUAUGUGUGUGAUGUGAAGACAGAUUAUGGCAACGGAUCUAAAGAAUGUCAUCUCAGCGUCAUGGGUGAUUUACGUCAUUCAAACUUUGUAGAAUUUUGUAUGUGAGGUUUGUAGUAAAUCAGACACACAAAAGGGUUUGACUUCAGUCUCUCAGAGAUUUUUGCUGCUAGAUGAAAGUUCAGGAUCGUACACAAUGUUUUAUAGUUCUUGCCAAAGUAAGAUAUAAGACAUCAGAUUUUAACACAAGUCCUAAAGAAAAUAAAUAAAAAAAUGAAUAAAUAAAAUAAAAAAACACAGCCUAAUGCACAAAACAAAGUUCUCCACAUUGGCUGCAAAGCAAACUGUCCUCUCCAGAACAGACUAGUAGAUAUACAACAUCUUACUACACACAGUUUAAGAAAAAAAUAAAGAUUAAUAAUGUUUCUGCUCAGUUUCUUUUGGCUGCUUCAUUUAAAUCUAGACUUUUGAAAAAUGUUUUUACAUGUUUGUAAAGAAACAAAAUGGAGUGUUUCUAAACUCUGAAGUACUGUUUUCAUUUUUUUUUAUCAAACUGUUUUUACUUCAUGCAAAUGAUUCGUAUGAAUUUGUUUUACAGAAGUGGGGAAUCAGCAUGAACCUGAGACAACAAAAACAGCAAGUGGAGAAAAAGUCAUUGUCUUCUGGAAGAUUUUCCUGGCAGCUGUUUUUUUUUGUUUGUGUGUUUUUGUUGUUGUUGUGGUUUUCAUUUCAUUGUUUCUUUUGCCCUCCACAUAGGCCUUCCCUCCAUGGGUGGUCUCUUAUCCAUCCAAGCCUGAGUCCUCUACCAGAGGCCUGGGAACUUGAGGGUUCUGCAAAGUAUCUUUGCUGUUCCUAGGACUGCACUCCUCUGGACCGAGAUGUGUGAGGUUUGUCCUGGGAUCUGCUGUAGCCACUCUUCCAGUUUGGGAGUUACUGCCCCGAGGGCUCUGAUGACCACGGGCACCACUGUUGCCUUCACUUUCCAGGCCUUCUCAAGUUCUUCUUUCAGGCCUUGUUAUUUCUCCAGUUUCUCAUCUUCCUUUUUCCUGAUGUUGCAAUCGCUUGGUAUUGCG
Messenger RNA from Melanotaenia boesemani (Boeseman's rainbowfish), 4125 nucleotides. RefSeq lists its product as uncharacterized. Lineage: Eukaryota; Metazoa; Chordata; Actinopteri; Atheriniformes; Melanotaeniidae. The record is from RefSeq and is a predicted model, not a curated record. The transcript is spliced from 4 exons. Bases 2256 to 2858 code for a protein of 200 amino acids. Gene Ontology annotation, cellular component: external side of plasma membrane. Gene Ontology annotation, biological process: positive regulation of T cell proliferation; cellular response to lipopolysaccharide; negative regulation of T cell proliferation.